AUGAACACCUUUACCGCCCUCGUGUCCUGCCUCGUCCUGCUGGCCGCCUGCUGCCAGGCCGGAUACGUGGCACCAUACGCCUACCACGCUGCUGCAGUCCACGUCCCCGUGGCCACCACGGUGGUGCGUCAGCCGGUGGUGGAACACCACAGCGAGGUGGCCUACGUGCCACCCCACGCCCACGGUUACACCAUCAGCCAGAAAAAGGUCGUCCACCCAAAGACUAUCGUCACCAAGCACGACCCAUUCAUUGGCACCUACCAGCAGGCCGAGGUGCACCACGCUCCAGUGGUGACCGGCUCUCACAGUUCCGUGCACCAGAGCCGAGGUGGACACUUCGUGCACCGGCCGGUUGGCACCAUCGUCUACUAGAGGAAUCCACUUCCUAAGUCACCAUUUGUCUAAAAUACUCAUCCACGCUUGAAGCACAAUAAAUGCAACUCACUCUUCGGGUG
Molecule: messenger RNA, 455 nt
Organism: Ixodes scapularis (black-legged tick)
Lineage: Eukaryota; Metazoa; Arthropoda; Arachnida; Ixodida; Ixodidae
Exons: 3
Coding region: 1-372 (123 amino acids)
Source: RefSeq, a predicted model, not a curated record